AUUUGGAAUGCUUGAUUUUACCACAAAAUAUUAAUAUGUUAUUUAAAUUUUGUAAAAGUAUCCUUUCUUGCACAAAGAGAAAUAUUUAUUCAUUAAGAUCCGACACAAUUUUUGCAUUAUCCUCUGAAAUUGUCAGUCUUGGACAUUUUAUGAAAGAUACAGUGAAAACUACCUACCUUUGAGGAUAAGAAAACAAUAAAAUUAUCGAAAAAAAUAUCAUUUAUCAAGGGAUGCUUAGUAAAAAUCCAAUGUUUAAAAAUCUUUGAAGAAAAUUCAGAAAAACAUAAUUCUGAAAAUCAUAGUCUAAUAAUUAAAAAAAUGUAUGAGUAUUAAUAAUAUGUGUUGCUGCCUCUAGCACUUAGAAUUUCUUGGAGCCAGUUAGGCCAUCUAUUCAUGAUAUCCUAGAUAUCAGAUUGUGGGAUAUUGUGCCACUCCUCUACCGCAGCCCUUGAGGUCUCUGAAGGAUAUAGGGGCUGGUGCUCUUAUCCAUUUUUGAGGUCCCAGUUUUCAAUUAGGUCAAGAUCGUGACUACAUGCUGGCCAUGGUAAAACUUGAAUCCCAACCUCAUUAAGGCACUAAGGUAAAAUUGAAAGAAAUACAAGUGUGGCGGUUAAUUGUGCUGGUCAUGGUAAGUGUGGUGUUGCAGUAAUUCGGGUAUCUGGUUCAAAUUCUGAAACAGCCCUUAAAUUAAUGACUGGUUUAUCAUCAACUCCAAUGCCAAGAACAGCUAUUUUAAAAAGUAUUAAGAACCCUAUAAAUGGAGAAGUGAUUGACAAAGGGUUGGUAUUGUGGUUUCCAGGUCCAAAAAGUUUUACUGGUGAGGACAGUGUGGAAUUUCAAGUUCAUGGAGGUGUUGCAAUUAUCAACGCUGUCUUAGAUUCAUUGGGAACAAUUUCCAAUUUGAGAUUGGCUGAACCAGGAGAAUUUACUAGAAGAGCUUUUUUUAAUGGAAAAUUAGAUCUAACUGAAGUCGAGGGUUUAGCAGAUUUGCUUCAAGCUGAAACUGAAGCACAAAGAAAGCAGGCAUACCUACAAUCGCAAGGUUCGUUGAGCAAACUAUACAACAAAUGGAGGACGACUCUCAUUCGCAACGUAGCCCACGUAGAAGCCCAUAUAGAUUUCGAAGAAACAGAAACAAUGGACUUUGGCAUCAUUGACUCAGUUAAACAUGAUAUUCAAAAGUUGGUUAAAGAUAUUGAGACACAUUUAGCUGAUGGAAGGAAAGGUGAAAUUUUGCGUUGUGGUGUAAGAACUGUAAUUUUGGGAGAGCCGAAUGUUGGAAAAAGCAGCCUUCUGAACUUGCUAUGUCAUCGUCCAGCAGCGAUAGUCACUCCUAUCGAAGGUACCACCCGCGAUAUUCUAGAAGUAACUUUAAACAUCGGUGGAUAUCCCCUGGUAUUGGCAGAUACGGCUGGCCUCAGGUCAGAUUCAAUAGAUGUCGUUGAAAAAGAGGGAAUUAGUAGAGCUCUACAACUAUACGAAAAGUCUGAUCUUGUAAUUUUAGUAGUUGAUUCGGAGAGAUAUUUGCGAUGGAAAAAUGAUCAUGCAGAUUUGAGUUUUAAAGACUACCUUGUAGAUUAUUUAGAAAAAUUGAAAUUGUCGGAUCUUCUUAAAAGUACAAAUACUAGUGAUAUACAUUUUAAUAAGCAAUGUAUAUUGGUUUUUAAUAAAGCUGAUCUCUCUGAAGAAAAUAUUGAUGUUGACAUGAAGACCUGUGUGAGCAUUUCCUGUAUUACUGAGUCUGGUAUUCCUACGCUGAUAGAAAGCAUUUCGUCGCAUCUAAAAGACUUAUGUGGAGAACCAACCGUUGAGCAUCCCAGUAUGAACCAGAUUAGGCAUCGACAGCAUCUCACUGAUUGUUUGAAAUAUUUAAGGUUAUUUAUUAAGAGUAGCGAUAAUCAUAAUCAAGAUUUAGUCAUAAUGGCGGAACAUCUAAGACGAUCACUAAAACAUUUGGGAAAAUUAUUAGGGAAAGUUACCACAGAAGAUUUAUUGGAUGUAAUUUUUAAAGAUUUUUGUAUUGGUAAAUAAUGUGUCCGAUUAAAUACGUUUUUAGAA
Messenger RNA from Diabrotica virgifera virgifera (western corn rootworm), 2058 nucleotides. RefSeq names its product tRNA modification GTPase GTPBP3, mitochondrial. Gene Ontology annotation, molecular function: GTPase activity; protein binding; GTP binding. NCBI's taxonomy places the organism in Eukaryota, Metazoa, Arthropoda, Insecta, Coleoptera, Chrysomelidae. Gene Ontology annotation, biological process: tRNA methylation; tRNA wobble uridine modification. The transcript is spliced from 7 exons. Bases 691 to 2031 code for a protein of 446 amino acids. The record is from RefSeq and is a predicted model, not a curated record. Gene Ontology annotation, cellular component: cytoplasm; mitochondrion.